UGACUGCAGCGUAUAUAAGAGCAGCAGGAGUGUGUUGUCGGUCACACCGCACAGGCAGAAGAAACUGAACACAAGAUGUUUACACAGAGACAGACGUACCUGGAGAGAGGUCUUCUGGCCGUGAUGCUUCUUCUGACCACAGCAGGACAGUGUGCGGUGCUGACUAACAGCCUCCAGACCACAACAACUCCUCCUCCAUCAGAUUCACCUCUGACCACGCAGCUCAGCAACAGCACCAUGGAGGAACCUCGAGUCCUGCAUCUGCACACACCAUGCGGCGACGGCUACGAAAGCUUCUGUGGAAACGGCGGCACGUGCAUUUUCCCCCAAGACAGCAAGAAACCCUCCUGCAUCUGCACGUCCUCCUACAGCGGCCAGCGCUGCAUGUUCUUCACCGAGCCGAUGCGCACUCUGCCCGAGUUGGAGCAACUGAUCGGCAUCAGCUUCGGGGUGAUCAUGCUCGUCGUUCUCCUGGGCGUCUUACUUUACUGCUGUGUCCGAAAGAGGUGUAUGAAAUCAGCGCCGCUAAUAAAAUCUGCACCAUCUGAGAUCUCUGUGUGACUUCUGCAACUUCAUCCUGCGUUUCCGGCAUCAUCGCUUGAAAUCGUACCAUUUUUUUUGUCAUUUUGUGUAAUUUAUAGCCCAGAUAAAUGAUCUGCUAACCAAGUAGCACCCAAUGUGCAUUAAAAAACAAAACAAGCCAUUUCAACAGACACACUGUGAUUGGAGGAGAAUCUGGAUGACGAGACAAGACAUCCGAAUAUUUAUUAUAAAUUAUUUUAGUUUUCGAUUUAUUUAAAGUUUUGUAAUAAAUUUGUAAAAAAAAACAA
Stegastes partitus (bicolor damselfish) is the source of this 830-nucleotide messenger RNA. It is a transcript of the gene epgn, whose product is annotated as epithelial mitogen homolog (mouse). NCBI's taxonomy places the organism in Eukaryota, Metazoa, Chordata, Actinopteri, Pomacentridae. Gene Ontology annotation, molecular function: epidermal growth factor receptor binding; growth factor activity. Gene Ontology annotation, biological process: positive regulation of cell population proliferation; positive regulation of mitotic nuclear division; epidermal growth factor receptor signaling pathway. The record is from RefSeq and is a predicted model, not a curated record. The transcript has 5 exons. Bases 76 to 561 code for a protein of 161 amino acids.